Molecule: messenger RNA, 2438 nt
Organism: Solanum verrucosum
Lineage: Eukaryota; Viridiplantae; Streptophyta; Magnoliopsida; Solanales; Solanaceae
Product: CSC1-like protein At4g02900
Exons: 11
Coding region: 1-2301 (766 amino acids)
Cellular component (GO): plasma membrane
Molecular function (GO): calcium-activated cation channel activity
Source: RefSeq, a predicted model, not a curated record
AUGGCUAGUGUUCAAGAUAUUUCUGUUUCAGCUGUGAUCAACCUUAUAUCUGCACUUGUUUUCCUUUUGGCCUUUGCAAUUGCACGGCUUCAGCCAAUCAAUGACAGAGUAUACUUCCCUAAAUGGUAUUUGAAGGGUAUACGAGCAAGUCCUAGAAGUUCUGGAUCAUUUGUGAAUAAAUUUGUCAACUUGGACUUGAGAACAUACAUUAGGUUCUUGAACUGGAUGCCUGCAGCUCUAAAAAUGCCUGAACAAGAGCUUAUAGGUCAUGCUGGUCUUGAUUCUGCAGUCUAUAUACGUAUUUACCUUCUUGGCUUGAAGAUCUUUGUUCCUAUCACACUACUUUCUUUUGCGGUUUUAGUGCCUGUUAAUUGGACUUCUGGGGAAACAUUAGAUCACAUUGAAGAUCUAACGUUCAGUAACAUUGACAAACUUUCCAUAUCCAAUAUUCCUUCAGGAUCAAAGAGGUUUUGGGCACACGUGGUGAUGGCUUAUGUAUACACAUUUUGGACCUUGUAUAUUCUGUACAAAGAAUACAAGAAAAUAUCAACAAUGAGACUAGAUUUUCUUGCCUCUGAAAAACGUAGGCCAGAUCAGUUCACGGUCCUUGUUAGAAAUGUCCCACCCGAUCCUGAUGAAUCAGUGAGCAAGCAUGUUGAGCAUUUUUUUCGUGUCAAUCAUUCAGAUCAUUAUCUUACACAGCAGGUUGUUUACAAUGCCAAUAAGCUUGCUAAAUUGGUGGAGAAGAAAAAGAGUAACCAUAAUUGGCUUACUUACUACCAAACCAAGUAUGAGAGAGACCCUGAGAAGAAACAAAAAAUUAAGACAGGAUUUUGGGGGCUUUGUGGAAAAUCUGUGGACGCCAUCGACUAUUAUACAACUGAAAUUGAGAAGUUGACCAAAGAAGAAGCUGAAGAAAGAGAAAAGGUUAAAAGUGAGCCCAAUGCAAUCGUUUCUGCAGCAUUUGUCUCGUUUAACUCUCGUUGGGGAGCAGCUGUAUGUGCUCAAACACAACAGUCAAGAAACUCAACCAUUUGGUUGACAGAAUGGGCUCCUGAACCACGUGAUGUCUAUUGGGAUAAUCUUUCAAUACCAUAUAUUCAACUCUCUGUACGGAGACUGCUAAUGACUGUUGCUUUAUUCUUUCUUACUUUCUUUUUUAUGAUCCCGAUUGGAUUCGUUCAAGCAUUUGCAAGCAUUGAUGGCAUCAGAAAGGUUCUUCCAUUCCUGAAGCCAUUAAUAGAUAUGGAUUUUGUAAAAUCAUUUGUACAAGGUUUUCUACCCGGGAUUGUAUUAAAGAUAUUUCUGAUUCUUCUUCCUAUGAUUCUAAUGAUCAUGUCAAAAAUAGAAGGCUUUACAUCACUAUCAUCUUUGGACAGAAGAUCAGCAGCUAAAUAUCAUUUGUUUGUCAUUGUAAAUGUCUUCUUUGGAAGUAUCAUUACUGGUGCCGCAUUUGAACAGCUUGACAGGUUUCUCCACCAGUCUCCAACAGAGAUCCCAAAAACCAUUGGUGUAACUCUUCCGAUGAAAGCUACUUUUUUUAUCACUUUCAUAAUGGUUGAUGGCUGGGCUGGAAUUGCAGCGGAGAUCCUUAGAUUGGUUCCUCUAAUCAUGUUUCACAUUAAAAAUACAUUUCUAGUAAAGACGGAGCACGACAGGGAGGAAGCAAUGGACCCUGGAUCAUUGAACUUUUCUGUAUCAGAACCUCGCUUACAACUCUACUUCCUACUAGGCCUUGUCUACGCAGUGGUCACACCAAUACUCCUGCCUUUCAUCAUUAUCUUCUUUGCCUUUUCUUAUAUGGUUUUCCGCCAUCAGAUCAUUAAUGUGUACGAUCAGAAGUAUGAGAGUGGUGCAUCAUUUUGGCCAGAUGUCAAUCGUCGUAUACUUAUAGGUUUGGUCAUUUCCCACCUUCUAUUAAUCGGUCUACUGAGCACCAAAGAUGCUUCCCAAUCAACCCCAUUGCUGAUAGUACUUACAGUUUUGACAAUCUGGUUCCAUAAGUUUUGCAAGGGAAGAUUUGAGUCUGUGUUUGUCAAAUUCCCAUUGCAGGACGCGGUGGUGAAGGAUACAGUUGAACGGACCACAGAACCAAACUUUAACUUGAAAGAAUAUCUCCAGGAUGCUUAUUUGCACCCUGUUCUCAAAGGGGUUGAUUUUGAAGUAUUGAAAGAGCUUGACGAUGAGGAGAAAAAUUCACUUGUUGCUACCAAGAGGACAUCUAGACGGAGUAGUAAGACUGUUUCUAAUGGCACUUCUGAAGAUCAGAAGACGGUCUCAGAGAUUCAGCUCGUAUUUUAAUUUGUCACCAAAUUAAAGCAGUUAAAAAAUAGCAUUCAUUUGUUUUAUUUCCUUUAUAGCUUGUGUUAGGCCUUCUGUAUCAAAAGAUGGCAGUGAAAAUGUCAUGUAGUAUAUAUACUUAAGAUCAAAAUGAACAG